This is a messenger RNA of Alexandromys fortis (reed vole), 3981 nucleotides long. RefSeq names its product growth differentiation factor 9 (gene Gdf9). Bases 2303 to 3628 code for a protein of 441 amino acids. Gene Ontology annotation, molecular function: growth factor activity; cytokine activity. Gene Ontology annotation, cellular component: extracellular region. The transcript is spliced from 2 exons. The record is from RefSeq and is a predicted model, not a curated record. NCBI's taxonomy places the organism in Eukaryota, Metazoa, Chordata, Mammalia, Rodentia, Cricetidae.
UUAUUAUGUAUACAAUAUUCUGUCUGUGUGUAUGCCUGCAGGCCAGAAGAGGGCGCCAGACCCCAUUACAGAUGGUUGUGAGCCACCAUGUGGUUGCUGGGAAUUGAACUCAGGACCUUUGGAAGAGCAGGCAGUGCUCUUAACCUCUGAGCCAUCUCUCCAGCCCUUUUCAUUACUUUUAAAAUAUGUAUUUUGCCCCUUGGUUGUGACUUAGCUGAGGAGCACAACCCGGAACAAAAAAAAAAGUUGAAGAGGCAGAACCUGAAAAACUAAGUCCUGGACCCACGUGUAGUGAGUGAAUAGGAGGAUGGUGGAGCAUUUCCUCGAGUGGAAAGGGCUCACAGACGCUGAGAAUACUUGGGAACCAGAAGAAAAUUUAGAUUGUCCAGAAUUAAUUGAAGCAUUUCUUAGUUUUCAAAAAGCUGGUAAUGAAAAAGAUGGUACAGAAAGGAAAUCUUGUCUGACAGUGAAUCUGAUAAGAGCAGAUCGAAGAAGGAAAGAGCUGCUGCCGACAAACCCAGGGACUUUGCCAGGGCUCUUGAUCUUGAAUGAAUAACCGGUGCCACAGACAGCAGUGGAGAACCAGUGUUUCUCACGAAACAGAGGCCUCAGAUGAGGCGGACUUGGUGCUGGCAAAGGAGAAGACUGACAUGAAGUGUCCUCAGAUUGUCAUCGCCUUUAACGAGAGGCUAACGUGACAUUCUUGUUCAGAAGAUGAGGCGCAAUAAUUGCACACACACACGUACAAUCUGGGUCUUACAUUUUUAAUUACUAGUGUGGAAAAAUGGCAUUCUAAUGAAAAUCAAGUUUGAUGUGCUGGUUUUGAAAGUAUUGACAGUAGUUGGGAUAUUUUUGGUUUUUGUUCUGCAUCAAAAGGCACUGAUUCCUUUGAGCAAAUAAAAGCUUUCUGUAGUUGCUUCCUUUAGAUAAAAUAUGUAUUCUGUGUGCAAAGGGCAGGGGCACAUUGAGUACAGGUCAGAGGAACCUGUAGGAGUCUCCUCUCCCCUUCUGCCAUGCGGAUCUUAGAGACUGGAUGCACGUUUGUAGGACUGAAUUUUGGUCAUUGGGCUUGGUGGCAAGUGCUUUUAUUCUCAGAGCCAUCUUGCCGUCCAGAUAGAUAUUGUGGGUUUUUUUUAAAAAAAAAAUGUUAUUUUCAUUUUAUAGUUGGUGUUUUAUAUUCCUAAGGGUGCCAGAAAUGGAGUCACAGGUGGUCAUGAGCCACAUAAUUUGUUCUGGAAGAGUAACCACUGCCCUUAACUGCUGAGCAAUCUUUCCAGUCCCAGGAUGUUGUAUUUUUAAAUUGGUCAAGAUUAAAGGUGAUGUCCUCUUUUUAAAAAUAAUUUAUUUUUAUUAUUUUAUGCGCCUUGCUGUUUUGCCUGCGUGCAAUCUGUGUAAAGAUGUCUGAUCUUGGAGUUACAGAAAGUUGUGAGCUACCAUGUGGGUGACUGGGAUUUGAACCCAGGUCCUCUGGAAAAACAGUCAGUGCUCUUUAAGGACUGAGCCAUCUCUCUAGCUCCAUAAUGGCCUCUUUUUAUUUUGAAAUGGGGUCUCCAUAGUAUGUAGCCCUAGCUUUCCUAGAGCCCUCUCUGUAGACCAGGCUGGCCUUGAACUCAUAGAGAUCCACCUGCCUGUACCUUCUGAGUGCUGGGAUUAAAGGUGUGCAUCACACCUGCAGCCCCCCUCCCCCGGCUGCUGCCAUGUCUUCUUUUAAAGCACACUAUGAGUAACUGUUGUCCUAUGCCAAAUUUCCAUGCCUUGUACUAAGGACCCUGGCCAGGCUGAACAGCCUAAUGUCACUCUGGAAUUUCUGUACUCAUCGUGACUUCCUGUGUUCCCAACUCACUGUGCAAUAUGUAACCAGUUAGUACUAAGGCAGUGAGAGCUGUGGAGAUGGUGAAUCAAGAGAAAAAAAAAACAAACCUAAUACUUCUGCAGUUACGUCUCCAGCCCUAAGAUAUUUUGUUUUAUAAUUCUGCGGGUUUCUCUUGGGUUCUCAGCUGUGUGAGUAGUCCAUGAGGGUGAUAAUACUUGGUGGGUUUGAAGUAAAUGUCAGGGAAAAUGGAAAAAAAGCUAAGUAGACAAAUCUUCACCUAAUGAGAGCAAAUUGUAUAAAAAUGUGCUCACAGCUGACCCAUAGAGUGAUGAAACAUGACCUACAGCUAGGCAUCCUUGAGGUCUGAUUGCAGAAGUGAAGCUGGUCCUCCACACCUAGAUUUUAUUUAAGGACAACACCAGGGCUUUCUCAGUCUUUAGAAAGAAGACCGGCGUGGGGAGAUGCAUUCCUUCCUAGUUCUCCCAAGCCAUGGCACUUCACAGCAAACUCCGGUUUGGAUUUUGCUGCUUUGCCUGGCUGUGUUUUCUUACUAGCCUCAGCUUUCAGGCUUCUAGGGGAGAAUCCCAGACUGGAGCCAAUGCAGCUUUGGAGUCUGAGGCAGAUCCUUGGUCCUUGCUGCUGCCUGUAGACGGGACGGACAGUCCAGGUCUCCUGCCUCCCCUCUUUAAGGUCCUGUCUGAUAGGAGAGGGGAGGCCCCUAAGCUGCAACCUGACUCCAGAGCGCUCUACUACAUGAAAAAGCUCUAUAAGACAUAUGCUACCAAGGAAGGGGUUCCUAAACCCAGCAGAAGUCACCUCUACAACACUGUUCGGCUCUUCAGCCCCUCUACCAAGCACGAGCCAGCGCCUGGCAACCAGGUGACAGGACCCCUGCCGAUGGCGGACCUGCUGUUUAACCUGGAUCGGGUGACAGCCAUGGAACACUUGCUCAAGUCAGUCUUGCUGUACGCGCUCAACAACUCGGCUACUUCCUCCUCCACUGCAACCUGUGUGGGGGACCUCGUGGUAAAGGAGCCCGAGUCUUCCGGCAAGGCUCUCCUCCGGGUGCCAUACUCAUUUACCUUGAAGAAACACAGAUGGAUCGAGAUGGAUGUGACCUCCCUCCUCCAGCCUCUGGUGGACUCCAGCGAGAGAAGCAUUCAUAUGUCCGUCAAUUUUACAUGCACAAAAGACCAGGCCCCGGAGGACGGGGUGUUUAGCAUGCCUCUGUCCGUGCCUCCCUCGCUCAUCUUGUAUCUCAACGACACCAGUGCACAGGCCUAUCACUCCUGGCAUUCCCCUCACUCUUCCCAGAGGCCUUUGCAGCAUCCUGGCCAAGGCAGCGUGGCCACCCAGCCUGUGCAAGAAAAGGCUGCCGAGGUCGAAAGAUCUGCCCGGCACCGUCGAGGGCAGAAAACCAGCCACUUGGAAGCCAAGAAGCCACAUCUUACAGCCUCUUUCAAUCUCAGCGAAUACUUCAAACAGUUUCUUUUCCCCCAAAAUGAGUGUGAACUCCAUGACUUCAGGCUGAGUUUCAGUCAGCUCAAAUGGGACAACUGGAUCGUGGCCCCACACAGAUACAACCCCAGGUACUGUAAAGGGGACUGUCCCAGGGCGGUCAGGCAUCGGUAUGGGUCUCCCGUGCACACCAUGGUUCAGAAUAUCAUCUAUGAGAAGCUGGACCCCUCCGUGCCAAGGCCUUCAUGUGUCCCUGGCAAAUACAGCCCCUUGAGCGUGUUGACCAUUGAACCCGACGGCUCCAUUGCUUACAAAGAGUACGAAGACAUGAUAGCUACCAGAUGUACCUGUCGUUAGCAUGGGCCUGCUCCACCAACACUUUGAGCCCGUCUGGCAGAGCAACCCUGUGGGCUUUAGCAUGCCUGGACAGAGAGCUUCACGUGACCAAUCGCUCCAUGUCACUCUGCACACUGUGUGAGGGGGGGGGAGUGUGUGUCAAUGAGUGUGUUGUGGGUAGCAUCUCUGGGUGUAAAGGGCACAACACUGAUUGUUGCCACAAACCACGUGAAAUGCUUGUGCGGCGCUCUUCCUUUUUCUCUUCCCAUGAGUGUCUCUGAUGCACAAACUCGUUAGCACAAGUCCCGAGUGGAAAUGUAGCUGUGAACACUUAGUGUGCUGUGGUUUUAUGUGAUAGAAGAAUAAAUUCCUGU